Molecule: messenger RNA, 1872 nt
Organism: Boleophthalmus pectinirostris (great blue-spotted mudskipper)
Lineage: Eukaryota; Metazoa; Chordata; Actinopteri; Gobiiformes; Gobiidae
Gene: lrit3a
Product: info leucine-rich repeat, immunoglobulin-like and transmembrane domains 3a
Exons: 4
Coding region: 1-1872 (623 amino acids)
Molecular function (GO): protein binding
Source: RefSeq, a predicted model, not a curated record
AUGCGAGUGACGCUCUAUCUGCCUGUGCUGCUCUGCUGCGUCACUGUGGCUGGUGCCUUCUGCCCCUCGCAGUGCACCUGUGUGUUCCACGGACGCACCGAUGGAACAGGGAGCAGAUCUGUGCUGUGUAACGACCCGGACAUGUCGGACAUCCCUGUGAACGUUCCCGUGGACACCGUCAAACUGCGCGUGGAGAAGACAGCUGCACGCAAAAUCCCCACCGAGGCUUUCUACUACCUGGUGGACCUGCGCUACCUCUGGAUCACCUACAACUCCAUCAGCUCCGUGGACACGGGCAGCUUCUACAACCUCAAAGUCCUGCACGAGCUACGGCUGGAUGGAAACCUGAUCUCCGUUUUUCCCUGGGAGUCCCUGAAGGAGAUGCCCAGUCUGAGGACGCUGGACCUACACAACAACAGGCUGACCACUGUCCCAUCAGAGGCCGUCCCGUACCUGGUUAACAUCACCUACCUGGACCUGUCCAGCAACAAGCUCAGCACGCUGCCCUCUGACCUCAUGGAUAUAUGGCCCCCGUUCAACAAGGCUCCAGUGUCCAACAGCUCACAGAAGAUUGUACUGGGUCUCCAGGACAACCCAUGGUUCUGUGACUGUAAAAUCUCUAAACUAAUCGAGAUGUCCAAGAUGGCCGACAGCCCGGUGGUUCUGAUGGAUUUGUUUUUGACGUGCACGGCUCCGGAUAAUCUGUCCGGAGUGUUGUUCCAGAGAGCAGAGCUAGAGAACUGUGUGAAGCCCUCAGUGAUGACAUCUGCCACAAAGAUCACUUCCCCUCUGGGCAGUAACGUGCUGCUGAGGUGUGACGCUACAGGGCUCCCCACGCCGGCGCUGUCCUGGGUCAGGCCCGAUGGAGCAGCUGUUGAUAACACAGUGGAAGAAUCUCCUGGAGAUGGCGUGCGGUGGUCUAUCAUGAGCCUAACUGGAAUAAUGAACAAAGAUGCUGGGAACUACAGCUGCAAGGCCAAGAAUGUGGCAGGAGAUGCCGAGGCCACCAUCUUCGUGUCUGUGGCUGGCACCCUGAGCACCACCCUCCCUCCAUCUGGCACCAGGCCCCCCAGCCUGGGCACCACCUUCACUGCUGCUGCUGAGCCCUUCUCAGUCACACCCACAACCCUGCUGCUGUCCACCACUGACAGACCCAAAACAACAACCACCGCCCAGAAAAGCUCGCUCAAACCAGCCAAAAUCAAACAAGCAGGGAGCGGGAAGAGGCUGGCUGCAGAUGAGAAGGGCAGUAAGGAUCCUUCAAAGUCUGUGACAGACUUACAGAUAGUGGAGGAGGGCAUGGACAGUGCUGUGCUCCUGUGGACUGCAGAUGGUUUAUCUGGUGACACUCCUCUCACUGUGGUGUACUCCCCUUAUGGAGAGGAGGACACUAAACAGACUCUGGAGACCAGCGUGGGCAGUGGGAAGGAGCUGCUCCAGGGGCUGCUCCCUGGGACCAGGUACUCUGUCUGCCUGGUGGUUAAAGGCAGCACCAGUGCCAAAGACCCCUGUGUGGACUUUUACACAUUGGACAGUGCAGACGACAGUGGGCUCAACCAGCUCUUCAUGAUAGUAAGUGGCAUCGCUUGUGCUCUGAUUCUGCCACUUAUUGCUCUGUUGAUCUAUAAGAUCUUAGCGUUAUACUGCAAAGGACCGCAAAUUCCUAUAGAUGAAGAGGAGCUGGAGAAAGAGAGCUAUGUGAAGUUUGAGACCAUCUCGAUGAAGCACAGGACUUUGAACUCUCACCCUACAGAGCUGUGGGCCCGGAGGCCUACCCAUGACUCGGAGCGCAUGCUCCUGUGCUCCAGGUCCAGUAUAGACUCUCAGAUGACCUACAAGAGCGACAGCUCACGCUCAGAGUAUCUCUGCUGA